AUGCCCUCAUGGGCCCUCUGGCGCUGGCCGUGCUUUGGAUUAGCAGCUGCGACGGCGAGUGAAGGCGCCGAGUCCUUCGAGGACUUCGUCCAGCGAUUUCACCGCAGCUACGAAGCCGGGUCUCGAGAGUUCGAGGAGAGGCAUCGGAUCUUCCAGGCACGGGCGGAGGAGGUGCAGGCGCUGAAUCGCCGCCCCUCGCGCCGCUGGACCGCGGGCCUCGGGCCCCUGGCAGACUAUCGAGACGAGGAGCUGCAGGCGCUGCGCGGCUGGCGUGGCACUGCCGGCUCCCAAGCAGACGACCCCAGCGCGCUGGUGCAGGUGCGCUCGCUGCCGGAGCACUUCAACUGGACCUCGCUGGCUGCGCUGCGCGAGGUGGCGAGCCAAGAGCCUUGGCGGCAAAGCGGCAAACUUGUCGAGAGUGGAGUGAGCCAGAGCAAAGUGGCGACGUGGGCAGUGGGCCUGGCAGGGCAGCUGCGGGUCGUGUUGGGCCGUGACGAGUGCCGUGGUUUUGACGGCUCAUGCAGAGAUCAGCGGCCGGCCGCGGAGCUUCUCAGCUCAGGAAGCCCAGCCGCAGAGCUUGUGGAUUGUGUCCCGAAUCCGAAGCACUGCGGUGGCAAGGGCGGCUGUACAGGGGCCACAGUAGAAUUGGCGAUGAGUUAUGCCAUGCACGUGGGCCUUCGCAAAGAGAGCGAAAUGCCUUACAAAGCCAAAAGCAGCGAGUGCGGCUUGCAAAGCUUGCAACCUGCUCCGAGUACCCUCCAGACGGCCGCAGCUUUCAACCAGGAUAGUGGGCACGAGGCGCUGGACGUGAAGGAUCAGUACCGUGCACAGGUUGAAGAGGACUUAGCUGCCCUCGCUUACCUGCAUGAGCACUCGGACCUGCAGGCGCCGCGCGUGCACAGGGCCGCGGCGGACUCCGCCGGGCUUGGCUUCGGCCUGCAGGGAUGGGAGAAGCUGCCACCCAACCGUCAAGAGCCUCUCCUGCGAGCCCUCUACGAGCGAGGGCCCGUCGGCGUUUCGGUAGCUGCGACGAACUGGCAUCUCUACGCUUCCGGCGUUUUCGAUCAUUGCGGGAAGGACUCGGUCAUUGAUCAUGCCGUGACGCUGAUUGGCUACGGCAGGGAUUCCAAGUCCGGAGAUCUUUUCUAUUUGAUACAGAACUCGUGGGGCAGCAACUGGGGCGAGGGCGGCCGGAUUCGCAUUCUGCGCAGUGAUGCAGACGAUUCACAACAAUGCGGUUGGGACCGACAACCUGAAAAGGGCACUGCUUGCACUGGCGACCCUGCACAAGUUCGGGUAUGUGGCAUGUGUGGCAUCUUGUAUGACAGUGUUGUUCCCCACUUCGGGACUCUGCAGUGA
This is a messenger RNA of Symbiodinium necroappetens, 1359 nucleotides long. NCBI's taxonomy places the organism in Eukaryota, Dinophyceae, Suessiales, Symbiodiniaceae. The record is from the annotation of a GenBank genome assembly.